ACGUUACCGUUUCUCUUAUUGUCUUCGUUGCGAAAGUGCUAGAUAUACUUAAACGUAAUUUCGCUUUAUUUCGAAAGUACGCGAUCUGUACUUGAAAGUACAUACAUGUGUAUAGCGUGUACUAAUUAUUGAACAUUUUACAUAGCAUUUAUACUUCAAUAGUUGUACGAAAGAUCCGAAUUGAAAAUGUUUUCAUGGUAAUCGAUAGUUGACAUAGAUAAUAAAAUCCUGGAAAGGAUCGCUAAUAAUAUAUUAUAGAAAUUUUCUCAAGUUCUUUGUCUUCACUAUCCCAAGAGAUAUUAUUUUUCAUAAUAAUAAUUGAGAAAAGUGUAACGCCUCUACGCGCGAGGCUUUAGAAAUGUUUGAAAUUUUUCUGGACAGUGACGAUUUUCAGUUCAAAGUUGUCAUACCGCCGAAUCACGUGAGUCAAUGUGUAGAGAUGUAGAAACACACAAACACGAGAAGUACCGUUUCUCAAAACGGUCGGUCGUGAGUGCGACGAUAAUUUGCAACGUAAACGUUCGCAUACAGUUAGUUUCAGCACAAAUGAAGAGCAAACGUGAAAAAGGGGCAGAAGUAACCGCGGCAAGAAGAUAGAAAAGAUGUCUGUGGAAGAAAAAUAAGGACAGAAGCAGGCAGAGGGGAUUUUAUAUCCUUACCGGUGGGUAAGGUCAGAGGGAGGGCGGGAGGGAGGCGGAGAGAUUAACAGAUCACGAUACAAAGGCGGUUUUCCGAAGAAUAAUGCAACGAACGAGAUGAAAGAAGCGCGUUAAACUGCAAGCCAGGCGUUGGAAGCGAAAAGCAUUUCGAGCAGAAUGAAUGAGAAGAAGGAUACGUAGUAAAAGAGUACUCGAUCGAAACAGAGGAAAGAGAAAGCCGUACUGCGAAAAGGCAGAGCAGCAACGAGCGGAGGGAAGCGGUUGGAAGAAAGGAAGAGGAGAAACGAGAGAAGACAAAGCGGGAACCGAACGUGGAAAAGUACGAUUUUCGAAUAAGCCAGACAACGAGGGAGAAAUAAAAAAGAAAAAAAGGGAGGGAGGUGCGUUACACCCUGGAGUCCGAUGUUCAGAGUCGUGCGAUGGCCGGGGCUCUAUCUGAGAAUGCCCCGAGGCCUGUCAGUGUCGUCGCGGUAGAUGGUGCAACCGUUGAUACCACUAGGUGCAACCAACUCAACAGACCACAGGAGACCAGAGACAAUGGACGCUCUUUCACUUCGACGGAGGCGCAAACGGAGCUGCCCCUGCAAAAUGGUCCAGAGGCCCUCGAGGAACUGGACGGCGUACGCGGUGCCCGUAGAAGGGAGAGACGUAUGCGAAGACAUCGCCGAGCCUUGAGAUCAUGUUCGAUGCCACCGACUUAUCCUGGUGCAUCGCCGGGAUGUCAGGCUUCCUCUACCGCGCCUGGGGUACCGUUGGUCGCACCCGCCAGAGGAUUUUUACAUCCUCCCCCGCCUCAUUUGGGUCUCAGGGGUCUUAGCCUCGGUCUACCGUUUCCGGUUUCCACCAGUGUCUCUGCUUUUGGCAGGGACGCAGUACCGAAGCAGUGUUGCGGCCUUAGUUCCCCCCCUGUACGUUGGUCCAUACUGGGUGUCGGCGUGGUGGGUCUCGUGUGCGCGGGUGCUGGCGCCCUGCUGGGAGCCCUCAGGGCUUCGGGUCGCGAUCACAUUGCCGUAGCGCUUCUUAUGAUCGGUAUAGGAGUGGUUCUGGUAACUGUGAGCGCUGUAGCGUGGCGAGUGACCAGUCGAGAAAAUUGCGGCAGUUUCUUUGGUUUCACAGGGAUCUCGAGCAGGAUUCCACCGGCGAGGCCGAUUCAUCCUUACGCUGCCAUGAUUUAUCCGGAAUUUCAGUUUAGAACGCCACCUCCGAGCUAUCAGGCAAGCAUGCAAGAGUACAGAUUAAGAUUGUUACUCUUGGAUCGUUUGCAACCGACAUCCUCGCCUCCGCCGACCUACAGAUCUAACGCCGGAAGUAUCGUGACUCCCGGUACAACCAGAGAAAGCAGACCGCCUAGUUACUGCGCUAGAUCGAACGCUGCGGCGAACGCGAAUGUCGUGCCUUCGAAGAAGGACGCGAAUCUGGUCAGAAUCGUUCAGACCGAAUCGGAGCCGGUAAUUUUGAGCGGGGAUCAAACUCCUCCCGUCGCUGCCGUUGAAGUACUCGCGCAUCUCUGAUUCAUUCCAAUCGUUUUCUCUUUAUGGAUCGAUCGUAAAGGUAAUGUUUUAUUCGAUGAUUUAGCGAAAAGAAUCAUCUGUCUGUAGUGCAAUAUAGUUGUAUCGUUCAGUUUUCUUUGUCUAACUCUAGAUUUUUAUGAAUCGUAACGAACGUUAAUGAAUUAUGUUUGAUGGAAACGACGAAUAAAAGUGCUUUUGCGCCGCGCGACUGGCGUUAGUGUCGUGCCAUUUGCAGUCGCUGGCAGAUUAGCGCUGUUUGCAUUGGAUGAAACUAAAUAUCAUACAAAACCGUGAUAAUUGUGGUCAUGGUUAAAGUAAUGGAUCUCGACAUUGUCUUUUAUUCUUUUACCCGUUUCAGUGGAAAGAAUAGAAGACUAACGCUAUUGGAAAGAAAUGCAGACGAGAUUAUAAACGUUUUACUGUAAAAAAAAUUAUUUUCGCAGUUAGCGAUGAAAUUAGAUGAUACUUAAAAAUUGAAUGAAAGUUUCGUUACUUAGGUACCUUAGAAACUUUUGAAAUUGCGAAACCAUGUUACCUUACUAUAACACACGUAUUUUGCAUAAAGCUGUAUCCAGAAAUAAUAUCGCUCUCUGAAAUCAGUUUAAGGAUUAACUUAUUCUAUACAAAAGAAAGGCAACUUUUGGAAGCGUCGCUUUGUAAAUAUCAGUGUUGAAAUUUUAAAGCUGUAAUUUGUAAAAUAGUAUGUUACAAAAAGGGUGCGUGAUACGGAACGUGUUGAUUAUGUGUAGGUCUUCCUGUUGUUACAAUUACUCAUACAUAACUUCAAGAACAAAGACCAUUCGAAAAUAGUAUUUUUCGUAUUAAUCAACGUGUUAUAGAAUGGUUUUGUAAUAAUUAUAAUUAAUCAAUGAUAGCACUAAUAGCGACAAAACCAUUUCUCUUCUUUCUUUUUAAUCAAACUAUGAGAUUAUUUCUAUAUAUUUUCCAAAUUACUGUCUAAAUUAUUGAAAGCUGCAUCAAUUUGUUAAGAAUGGUACUUUAGUGGAUAAAUAAAUAAUGCAGCUUUAGAGGUAACAAUGCUGCCGCAAGCUUUAACGCCAUACAGUAAUAUUACUGCUCGCUUUAUUAUCGCGACUUGUGACGACGACAAUUUAUCGUCUAAAGUCGAUGUAAAAGAAACGAGAAUCUCGUGUGUUGCGUACAAUAUAUACAUAUUUUUGUAACUAUUAUUUGAUGGUUAAAAACCCGAGUUACUGUCGGUUUUUAUAUACAGUAAUUAUAAUUUUAUAAAAACGAAAAUUUAUAUGUAAAAUUUUAGACUUCGUUCAUCGAUUAACAUCGAAAUAUUCAUUAAUCGCUUAGUUAUUUUUAUAAUUAAAAACUUCAACGACUAAAAAGAUACUGCAAAAUACUCAACGAAUGAUCUUCAAAUUUAUACUAAUAAGUUUCCUUUUUUGAUAUCUCUUUUGAGAAUAAUUUUUAUUCCAAAGUUGUUUGUACUUACUGUUUUUUAAAUUAUGAUUAUUUUGUUACUGUUGAAUCGGUGUAGGUAAAUAACAUUACAGUUAUACCGUAGUUCACCAGAGUCCAUAACUGCGACGCGCAGGUUGGAAGAUGGUGGGGGAACGCAACGAGCUCUCUGCUAAUCG
Osmia bicornis bicornis is the source of this 3780-nucleotide messenger RNA. RefSeq lists its product as uncharacterized. NCBI's taxonomy places the organism in Eukaryota, Metazoa, Arthropoda, Insecta, Hymenoptera, Megachilidae. Bases 1079 to 2170 code for a protein of 363 amino acids. The record is from RefSeq and is a predicted model, not a curated record. The transcript is spliced from 6 exons.